UGACCGGACAAGUAUGCUUCUGGUCCUCGCAACGAAAUGAUGGUUCCUAACUUGUUGAGCUGAGUCUUACCGUUAGUUGUGCAUUGCUGACUUGAAAAUUUCGAGCGCACAAGAACCCUAGGUUUUGGAUUGACACUUGACUCAAAUUUUUCUAGAUUCCACAUGGUGGAACUAGUUGUAUAUAGAGACAGCAGCCAAGAGAUAGGCCUGCCUUCCCUUCAAGAAAGCAUUCUUAUUAAAGUUUUAUCUAGUGUUCUGCUUCUUUUUUGUCAGAAUUUCUUUACAAGAUUUGAACAAUCUUAUAGUAGGAUCUCUGCACUAAUAUUGAAUGAAAGAAGUUAUGUAUGUUCACUGGUGAAAACAUUUGACACUAUAAGUAGCUGAUUAAAACUUUGUCAACCAUCGAGCUAACUGUUGGUUGGUGGUCUUCUCAGGGAUUCCAACCUAUGGUGAUAAACAAUAUGGGAAUCUUAUGAUUGUUUGACAUAGUAAGAAUGCCUUCGCUCAAAUGACCAUCGAAUGAAUGUGAUUUAAUUAUUCUCUAUAUUUCUUUUAGGUAGUUGUAGUUUAGCUGAUCUCGAUGCUUGAACUUAUAGCUUAAUCUUUCUUUUACCAAUUCUUAGCAAGUGCACAUCUCUAAUCCAUUGACUUACAAUAAAGAGGGAAUAAGACACAAAGAUUUCUCCUUCUCUGACCAAAGCCCCUCUGCUGAAAGGAAAAAGAAAAAGAAAAAGAAAAACAGGUACAAAGAACCAGUAUUAAUCUGCAGGCUUCGUAGAGAGUCCCAAAAACGGAAAAAUAACUAGCUGCACAGAAACUUUAAUCUAAAGAAGGAAAGAGAACGUUGCCUCAAAAAAAAAAAAAAGAAAGAAAGGUAAAGGAGAAAAAAUUCAUCGCUCAGAAACAAGAACAUUCAGCACAAACUGUGCAACAAGGAGGAAUAGGACGGGCACAUCCUGAAAUUUUAAUAAAGGUUUUUGGUAGGUAUCGCAACAUGUAAUAGAAUUGAUUGCUGGGUUGAAAUCUACUUACAGAACUUGCAUGGAUUGACCGCUAAUGUAUCUGCUGGAAGCUACCUCUGUUAAAUUGUGAGCCAACAUUGAUUACCAUAACGAAACGAGUGCGGAGGAUUAAUUUAGUAAUUGGACAGCAAGUUCCAGAGGGAGAGAUCAGUGAAUUGUCCUAGAGUUUCAGCAGCCUUUCUAUAUUUUCUCUUUCAAGUUCAGUCUUCCAUCAUUCCCACCUAAGUUUGCCCGAGAGUUUUAGGAACCUUUCCCAUAUUUUUUUUCCUCUCAAGAGUCAAGACUCGAGCAGUCCGCGUAUACAAGUAAUCUCUCUGACCAUGAAAGCAAAGCUAACAACAAUUAAACAGUGCGCUUACCUCUUCAAGGAAAGCGCCUUCGAUGGAGGCAAGGCAAUUGAGGUUCUUCGCUAACGCCGUGCUGAUGAUGGCAGUAGGUUCACCAAGAGAGAGAGCAAAAUAGAAGUCGACGAUUCCCCUUCCUCCGCUCGAAUCCACCGUUGGAUCAAUGAGUGACGGCAUUCGGAUUGCUUUGAGAUAUGCGCGGAGCGCGAUCCAAUGGUCGACAACAUCAUCCUUUCGCGCGAAAGACGGAACCCGAACCCGUUCAUAGGUAGGUAGGUAGCUUGGAUGUGGAAACUUUCCCGUUGAUUGGGUCCGCGAUGAUCAAUCACAGGAGUCAAUUUUUAACCGUUAAAAUCAUUAGGCCUGGUCAGACCAAACCUUACCUCAUCACUUCGACCCUUUCUUAAUCCACAAUUCAGCCACUGGCUGAAUUCCGGAAGCCGGGGGCCCGCUUGCAAUUAAUUCAAUAUCCCAGUUGGAUGCUCUGCAUCGAGACCUGUUCAUCCUCAAGGAGCAAGACCUCUUCUCACAGUGCGACGCUCAGAACAGAACAACAUGGUAACGAUAGGCAAGGAAACCUCCUCGUCAUACUGCUCGAUCGUAAUCCUGUGGGCAAGGAUGGAGCUCUGAUGAUGGAGUCGAAGAAGGCGAAGAUCGUGGCAGCCUCUUCGGUCGCCGGCCUCCUCAUACUGCUCGUAAUCCUGUGGGUAUGCCUCGGCCAUUCUACUGCCUUCUUCCUCAUCGCAGGCUUCGACGGGGCAGCAAUCCUUGCGAUCUUCGUGUGGAUAUCGAUCCUGCGCCCCUCACUCGACCGGAGAAGGAUGUCGAUGGCGAGGCGGUCGGCCCUCGAAGGGGAAGAGCUCCGCAUCGAGUACAGUUUCCUCCGAAAGGUGGCCGGCUUGCCGACCAAAUUCCGGUACGAAGUCCUCGCAGCCGCCACGGACGACUUCCAGGCCUUGAUCGGGCGCGGGUCGUCGGCGUCGGUGUUCAAGGGGAUCCUCGACGAUGGCACCCCUGUCGCCGUGAAACGGAUCGAGGGGGCUGAGCACGGCGAGCGCGAAUUCCGAUCGGAGGUCACGGCAAUAGCCAGCGUCCAGCACGUCAACCUCGUCCGCCUCCUGGGCUACUGCCUCAUCCCGGGGGGGGCGAGGUUCCUCGUCUACGAGUUCAUCGCCAACGGCUCGCUGGACCGCUGGAUCUUCCCCGAAGGGAAGGAAAUCGAAUACAACGGCGGCCAGCCGCGGCAGCAGCAGAUGAGGAGAGGAAAUCGGUGCUUGCCAUGGCGGCUGAGGUACAGCGCCGCGAUAGACGUGGCCAAGGCCCUGGCCUACCUCCAGCACGACUGCCGUGCUCGGGUGCUGCACCUCGACGUCAAGCCGGAGAACAUACUGCUGGACGAGAGCUUCCGAGCUAUCGUGUCGGACUUCGGGCUAUCGAAGUUGAUGGGCAGGGACGAGAGCCGGGUGGUGACCACGGUCCGGGGCACCCGAGGCUACCUGGCCCCGGAGUGGCUGAUAGACUGCGGGAUAUCGGAGAAGUGCGACAUCUACAGCUACGGGAUGGUGCUGCUGGAGAUGGUCGGAGGGCGGCGGAACGUUCAGCUGGUCGGCGGCGGCGGCGGCGGCGGCGCGUCGUCAAGGAAGUGGUCCUACUUCCCGAGGAUCGUGAGCGACAGGGUGAGGGAGGGGAGGCUGAUGGAGGUGGUGGACGAGAGGCUGGUGAGAGGAGGAGGAGGGGUGGAGGAGAGGGAGGUGAGGACGUUGGUGUACGUGGCCUUGUGGUGCAUCCAGGAGAAGCCCGAGGCCCGGCCCAGCAUGGCCCGGGUGGUCGACAUGCUGGAAGGGAGGAUGGAGGUCGAUCUCCCGCCGGAGACGGAGAUGAUCAUUCACGACCUCUUGCCCUCCUCUCCACGGAGAAGGACGACUAAUAAUAAUAAUAAUCGCCAUCAUCGCAAUCAUGAUCAGCGGUUGAGCCAUGCGGCUGAGCCUUCCAUGUCCAUGUCGUAUGAAAUCGAGACAUCAUUUCUAUCCGGUCGGUAGAUGGCACCGGUUUUGUUGUUCCUACAAGUUUUGAGGCGGGAAUUCAUCGCCUUGUAAUUUUUCAGAUGAUUAAUUAGAGUUUCGGUGGCAAACGAGACAACC
This is a messenger RNA of Phoenix dactylifera (date palm), 3507 nucleotides long. Its product is annotated as putative receptor-like protein kinase At5g20050. Gene Ontology annotation, molecular function: protein kinase activity; ATP binding. Gene Ontology annotation, biological process: protein phosphorylation. NCBI's taxonomy places the organism in Eukaryota, Viridiplantae, Streptophyta, Magnoliopsida, Arecales, Arecaceae. The record is from RefSeq and is a predicted model, not a curated record.